AUGGGAUCGGCCCGGACGCUCCCAGGCAAAGCUGUACCGCCUGAAUUAUGUAGACGCCUCUUCCACUUUCCAACAGAAGAGCCGGAGGAGAGAGAAGAGCCGGAGCAGAGAGAAGAGCCGGAGCAGAGAGAAGAGCCGGAGGAGAGAGAAGAGCCGGAGCAGAGAGAAGAGCCGGAGCAGAGAGAAGAGCCGGAGGAGAGAGAAGAGCCGGAGCAGAGAGAAGAGCCGGAGCAGAGAGAAGAGCUGGAGCAGAGAGAAGAGCCGGAGCAGAGAGAAGAGCCGGAGGAGAGAGAAGAGCCGGAGCAGAGAGAAGAGCCGGAGCAGAGAGAAGAGCCGGAGGAGAGAGAAGAGCCGGAGCAGAGAGAAGAGCCGGAGCAGAGAAGAGCCGGAGCAGAGAGAAGAGCCGGAGGAGAGAGAAGAGCCGGAGCAGAGAGAAGAGCCGGAGGAGAGAAGAGCCGGAGCAGAGAGAAAAGCCCGGAGCAGAGAGAAGAGCCCGGAGCAGAGAGAAGAGCCCGGAGCAGAGAAGAGCCCGGAGCAGAGAGAAGAGCCGGAGCAGAGAAGAGCCGGAGCAGAGAAGAGCCCGGAGCAGAGAAGAGCUGGAGCAGAGAAGAGCCCGGAGCAGAGAGAAGAGCCCGGAGCAGAGAAGAGCUGGAGCAGAGAAGAGCCCGGAGCAGAGAAGAGCUGGAGCAGAGAAGAGCCCGGAGCAGAGAAGAGCUGGAGCAGAGAGAAGAGCCCGGAGUGAACAUGGCAUGUGUUCGAGUCCCCUGCUCGGACCAGGGAGAGCCCAAACCAGACACACCAUGUUGUCGCUCGCUGGUGUCCUGCCUGGGCUUUUUAUAUUUUUAUCACAUGCUUGUGAUAAACGUGGACCUUCUGACUCACGGGCCGCUGCAGAUCCUCACACACAGAGCUAAAGUGGACCUUCUGACUCACGGGCCGCUGCAGAUCCUCACACACAGAGCUAAAGUGGACCUUCUGACUCACGGGCCGCUGCAGAUCCUCACACACAGAGCUAAAGUGGACCUUCUGACUCACGGGCCGCUGCAGAUCCUCACACACAGAGCUAAAGUGGACCUCCUGACUCACGGGCCGCUGCAGAUCCUCACACACAGAGCUAAAGUGGACCUCCUGACUCACGGGCCGCUGCAGAUCCUCACACACAGAGCUAAAGUGGACCUCCUGACUCACGGGCCGCUGCAGAUCCUCACACACAGAGCUAAAGUGGACCUUCUGACUCACGGGCCGCUGCAGAUCCUCACACACAGAGCUAAAGUGGACCUUCUGACUCACGGGCCGCUGCAGAUCCUCACACACAGAGCUAAAGUGGACCUCCUGACUCACGGGCCGCUACAGAUCCUCACACACAGAGCUAAAGUGGACCUCCUGACUCACGGGCCGCUGCAGAUCCUCACACACAGAGCUAAAGUGGACAUCCUGACUCACGGGCCGCUGCAGAUCCUCACACACAGAGCUAAAGUGGACCUUCUGACUCACGGGCCGCUGCAGAUCCUCACACACAGAGCUAAAGUGGACCUCCUGACUCACGGGCCGCUACAGAUCCUCACACACAGAGCUAAAGUGGACCUCCUGACUCACGGGCCGCUGCAGAUCCUCACACACAGAGCUAAAGUGGACCUCCUGACUCACGGGCCGCUGCAGAUCCUCACACACAGAGCUAAAGUGGACCUCCUGACUCACGGGCCGCUGCAGAUCCUCACACACAGAGCUAAAGUGGACCUCCUGACUCACGGGCCGCUGCAGAUCCUCACACACAGAGCUAAAGUGGACCUCCUGACUCACGGGCCGCUGCAGAUCCUCACACACAGAGCUAAAGUGGACCUCCUGACUCACGGGCCGCUGCAGAUCCUCACACACAGAGCUAAAAUCCUCACACACAGAGCUAAAGUGGACCUUCUGACUCACGGGCCGCUGCAGAUCCUCACACACAGAGCUAAAGUGGACCUUCUGACUCACGGGCCGCUGCAGAUCCUCACACACAGAGCUAAAGUGGACCUUCUGACUCACGGGCCGCUGCAGAUCCUCACACACAGAGCUAAAGUGGACCUUCUGACUCACGGGCCGCUGCAGAUCCUCACACGCAGAGCUAAAGUGGACCUUCUGACUCACAUUUUCAAGAGCAAAGUUCUGGAGCUCGGGGAGAAGUUGCUGCCCGCAUUCAACACACCGACAGGAGUCCCCCGGGGAGUCAUCAACCUGGGGAGUGGGACCAGUUGGAGCUGGGGCUGGGCCUCCGCUGGGAGCAGCAUCUUGGCAGAGUUUGGGACCCUUCACCUGGAGUUCGUGCACCUCUCGGAGCUGUCUGCAAACCCCAUCUACACCGAGAAGGUUAUGAACAUCAGGAAACUGCUGAACAAGAUCGAGAAACCCCACGGCCUCUACCCAAACUUCCUCAGUCCCGUCAGCGGCAACUGGGUCCAACUGCAGCUUAACAUCGGGGGGACAACUUGGAGUUUCAAUUGA
Messenger RNA from Knipowitschia caucasica, 2481 nucleotides. The record is from the annotation of a GenBank genome assembly. Lineage: Eukaryota; Metazoa; Chordata; Actinopteri; Gobiiformes; Gobiidae.